CCUAAUACUUAUUCAAACUAUUUUCUUUGUCACUGUUCUCCAUUUAGUUAUGCUCUAAACCUUUGUGCAGUGCUUCUCCUUUGGGCCUAAACCCUUUCGGCGGCAGACAACCUUAAACAAUGAGGAAGAACAAACAUGGGUUCAGGAAACCCUUUGUGAUGAAAAAGUUUAAGCAACCGGAAGAGCAACCGACCGUGGAUCCUAUUACGGGAAAGAAAAUCCCCAAAAGUUUUGUCUUUUCACGAGGGAAGAUUCCGGCCUCUCUCAAACAGCUUCAGAUGGACCUCAGAAAGUUGAUGCUCCCAUAUACUGCUCUCAGCCUUAGGGAAAAGAAACGGAAUAAUUUGAGAGACUUUCUGAAUGUUGCUGGACCCAUGGGUGUCACGCAUUUCUUUAUAUUGUCAAAAACUGCAAGUUCACCUUACUUGAGGGUUGCAACAACCCCUCAAGGGCCUACUCUUACGUUUAAGAUACAUGAAUAUUCAUUGGCUGCUGACAUUGCUCGAUCUCAAUUACAUCCUAGAUGCCCUAAGGAUCUUUUCAAAAAUUCUGCUUUGAUUGUGCUUUCUGGAUUUGUGAGAGGAGAUUUACCUCUACAGCUUACAACUAACAUGUUUCAGAAUAUUUUUCCAACAAUUGAUGUCAAAACUGUUAAGCUCUCCACUUGCCAAAGAAUCUUGUUGCUUAAUUAUAACAAAGACACUAAGCUCAUUGAUUUUCGGCAUUAUUCCAUAAGAUUACAACCUGUAGGUGUUUCACGCAGAUUAAGAAAACUUGUACAGACCCAUCAGGUUCCUGAUCUAAGGAAUCUUCAAGACGUUAGUGAUUUUGUCACAAAGGCUGGCUAUGGAUCCGAAAGUGAAGCUGACGAGGAAGCAGCAACAAUUACUUUGUCUAGUGAUCUUGGUAGAGUUAAUCGUGCCUCUACAAAAAGUGCUGUCAAAUUGCAAGAGGUUGGACCCAGGAUGACUCUUCAACUAAUUAAAAUUGAGAAGGGACUGUGUGCGGGUGAAGUUCUCUUCAGUGAAUAUGGAAAUACUGGAGGCAAAGAAAAAAGUGAUGAGAUGGAAGGUGAAGAAGAUGCAGAAGGCCAGAAAGAAGGAGAACAUGCAGAGGAUAGUGAAGAUGAAGACGAAGAUGAAGAACUUGAUUAGUCGCAUAGUGGUAUCAGAUGGUGGUGUAACAUUCAAUUUGUGUUGUAGAAUUUUAACACUGCAAAACUGAUAGAUGCCACUGGAAAUUUUUUCACAUCGAGUAUUCCGGUGGUUGUGGAAUACAAUUAAUGUUCCUGUCAAAAUCCAUAAAUUUAGAGUAAUCAAACGAUGUUCGUUUUUACUAUCAAUUUUAUUUAUAACUUUACUUUCA
Vigna angularis (adzuki bean) is the source of this 1365-nucleotide messenger RNA. Its product is annotated as peter Pan-like protein. Lineage: Eukaryota; Viridiplantae; Streptophyta; Magnoliopsida; Fabales; Fabaceae. Gene Ontology annotation, molecular function: rRNA binding. The coding region runs from base 120 to 1154 and encodes 344 amino acids. Gene Ontology annotation, cellular component: preribosome, large subunit precursor. The transcript has 7 exons. Gene Ontology annotation, biological process: rRNA processing; ribosomal large subunit assembly. The record is from RefSeq and is a predicted model, not a curated record.